This is a messenger RNA of Capra hircus (goat), 813 nucleotides long. Its product is annotated as C-C motif chemokine 18. The record is from RefSeq and is a predicted model, not a curated record. Bases 188 to 457 code for a protein of 89 amino acids. Gene Ontology annotation, cellular component: extracellular region. Gene Ontology annotation, biological process: positive regulation of GTPase activity; cellular response to interleukin-1; inflammatory response. The transcript is spliced from 4 exons. Gene Ontology annotation, molecular function: CCR chemokine receptor binding; chemokine activity. NCBI's taxonomy places the organism in Eukaryota, Metazoa, Chordata, Mammalia, Artiodactyla, Bovidae.
CCCCAGGUCUGAGCUCUCUCUCUCUGUGAGACCUUGCUGUGUAGCCUCAGCAGUUCCGGGUACCCUCCAGAACGCCCAGGGCAUCUAGAAAGAGAAGACAGCUCACAUCCCAGAAGGAGACAAGCAGAAGUGAGUUCCCAAGCCUCUUCUCAACUCUGCCCAGUCUUCUGCCUGCCUGUCCAGCAUCAUGAAGGUCCUCGUGGCUGCUGUCUUUGUCCUCUGCGCUGCGGCCCUCUGCUCCUGUGCACAAAAAAAGGUUUACACCCCACCCACUUGCUGCUUCACCUACGCCUCCGGGAAAAUCCCCCAAGGAAAUGUGGUUAACUAUUUUAAGACCAGCAGCGACUGCCGCAAACCUGGUAUCAUCUUCCUCACCAGAAAGGGCCGAUACGUCUGUGUCAAUCCUGCUGACAGCUGGGUCCAGAAAUACAUCAGCGACCUGAAGAAGAGCCCCUGAGUGGUCCAGAAGGAACCCACUGAAAUGUGGGCAGAGAUUGGGCCUCAGGGACCUGAACCAGGGGACUGCAAGCCCAGAAGUUUCCUCUCCCAUGAGUCCCUCUCCCCCCCACUCCCCACAUUCUGGAAACUUUCUUUACUUUAGUUAAACUACUGAAAUGUUGUAAAUUGUUUUAUUCAUUUGAUGCUUUCUCUGAGAAAUCCUACGAUGCCCUCUCAUUCCCAAGCCCCUUCCCAGUCAAUCACAUGAAGGCUGAUGAGUAAAGAUUUACACUCUGUCUCUCGCUAGACCUUGGACCACAUCCAUCAACAGAUGCUUAUUGAAUUUUUCUGAGACUUUUCCUCUGUUAAAAAUGU